Messenger RNA from Penicillium coprophilum, 306 nucleotides. RefSeq lists its product as uncharacterized. The transcript is spliced from 2 exons. Bases 1 to 306 code for a protein of 101 amino acids. Lineage: Eukaryota; Fungi; Ascomycota; Eurotiomycetes; Eurotiales; Aspergillaceae. The record is from RefSeq and is a predicted model, not a curated record.
AUGAGUGAUGUCGUACCUAUGGACUUCUUCUGUUUAGCAUUAAUGGUUGGCACUAUUGCGGAUACGAUGAAGCAGAUAUUGACUGUAGAGCCCUUCCGACCCAUACUUGAUGUCUUGAAGCAGAUCGAAGAGGAAGAUCCUGAGCUUGUAUGUUGGGCUGCACGUCUCGUGGCGUACGUUCGGUGUUUGUGGGAUUCUUGUGUAUCCAAACAUAUAGAUAUUCAGCAGCUCGAAGAAGAAAAUAAAAAGCUGCGGAGCGGGAAUAUUCAGCUAUACAACGAUGGAAACCAGUUGAAGCAAUGCUAG